CGUCUAGCGGCAUUCUCUUGUUGUCAUGGCGGCGGUUCAAAAUGUUGACAAGCUUGCAUUACAUUUUAGAAAGUUAAACAUGCGCUGUCUUCUAAUUAGCAUCCAGUUUGCGACGUUGUGUGCAUAGCUAGUAUAUAAUCCAACAUAAAUUAACAAGUAGUUAUAAGCGAAGUCGAAAUGGUCGAAUGGAUGAUGAUGUUGGGAUUAACUUGACGUUGGCAAUCUUCAAUCCAAAAGCUUAGUUAGCUUGCAAAUGCUAACCGUCAUUUGAUCAUUAGCAUUGAUUAGAAAUUGAGGACUGGGUGCUACUUUGGCGGGACCUGUCUGUCAUUUUGGCUGAAAAUGACUACGCAGUUCUUGCAGAGCGUUCCCACGACUUCCAUAGGGCAGCAAAGUCAAGUGAGAGACUGGGUGGUCUCAGGUACAACCCGAAACGGUCACAGCAGCAGUCAAACUCAUGGGAUGUCUCAAACAAAGCUAUUGUUCAAUGAAGCCAUCCCUGCAAAUACCAGAAACCGUGCCACCCAUGUUCACCCGCCAGCCCCCAUUGUGAUAGAGAGGUUGCUGCCGCUGCCAGAGGAGCGUGCGAACAUGAACAGCGCCCGCAGUUCCGUUAGCUUCACUGCUCUCUCUGAGGAGAGACUCCACGCUGCGGUUCAGCUCGCCCAGCGAGAUCUGAGAAGAAGGCGCCUUGAGGCACUGACCAAAUCUCCUGCCAAACCCUCUCAGGAGGCCUCCCUCCUCGAAACGACUGAUGUAGAGCUGCUUCAGGAGCUUGGAGCCACUCCGUGUAAGCCAAAGUUAAAGGCCUCUAGUCCAAAAGAGAAAGCGGGUAGACCUGGAGCCAAACUGUCGGUGUUCACAUCCCAGAAGUCUUCCAUGCCUUGCACCAGCCUGUCACCCCCAACCAGAGACACUGGCCCAAGACAGUUGGAAGGAGGCAGACAGGCUCCUUUAAGCCAGGAGAUCCACAAGCUGCAAAAUGAGCUGGAAGUCUAUAUUCAAAAAGUAGAAGAGCUAGCCAACAGAGGAGAGAAAAUAGAGGAGUCGCUGGAGCCUGAGGAGCAAAACAAGCUGGACAUACGCAGACAGAAGCAGGCAGCCCGCUCAGCACGCAUCAUCUAUGUUCUCCAACAACAGGUGAAAGAGAUACAAGAAGAUAUAGAGAAACUACAAGGCCAGAACAUGUGGAACACCAAAAAGUCCAUGGCAAUAAACAGGCUGGCAGCUGCCCACCGUGGGACACUCAGAGCCUUACAGGUUGUUAUACACCAGCUUUCAGAUCUGUCUCAUGGGAAGGUCCCCCCUUAUUACAAAGAGCUGGGCCAGCUGAUCCGCCAGCUCUCUUUGUGCUCAGCCAAGGUGGAAGCAGAACAAGGUUCGGCUGUGCCAGAGACGGCCCUCGACAUCCUACAGAAACUAGAGACUUUGGAUUCUGCCCUCAGUAAACAAGAGAUGCUCGAAAAGAUGCAGGCCCGAGCACGUCCUCCACGCAGGAAGUCUCCUGAUCGCAGCAGGUCACCGAUGAGUGCACCCAAGGGUCCUAGUACCUCAUCUGUACCGGGACAUCGCAAAACUACAAAACCCAAAAGAGGUGUCCAAGCAGGUAGGAGAAUUAACGCACAGAAGCCCAAAACCACUUCUCAACAGCCCUUGAGCAGAAGAGAGGUGCUCAGGGCCGGCCUGGAGAGCCUCGUCCAACAGAGGGAGCUGAGAGAGCUGCAGAGAAGAGCUCAGACUAACACCACCCGCAGAAAAGGAGGGGCUCCACACUCAGGGAGAAAUAAGGCUGACAUUAUAAUGAAGAUCAAAGAUGCAGGUUUCCAGCAGCCUACAGUCUCCUCUCAGCUCCGAGUGAACCAGCUCCCUCAAAAAGAGGCCUCUGUGCCCUGGAUUCCUACAUCCCCUCACUCUCCUCCUCCACAACGCAGAUCCCCUCAAAGGAGAAGACCAGAGCCUCGUUGUCUCUUCUCCCCCGUGAAGCCCUCACCCAGCCCUGCAAAGCAGAAGGUGGCCGGUGGUUUGGCAGCAGAGCAGCCGGCCUUGAGCUCAGAAAAUAAGAGACAAGCUCAGGAUGAAGCAUUAAGGAAAGCCUGGCUGGAUAAGAUGACGAUGCAGAGACUAAAGGAGCUCAACCAGCUGAGUAAAGAAGAGGCAGAACGCAUUCAGAUAUUAAGGUCUGAAGUUGUCUCGCCAACUCAGUGGGCUGAGAGAGCCGAGCAGAAGGCCAGAGAGAGAAUUCAGCCCCUGCUGGAUGAAGCACAGCAGAUUGGCGAGUCUAGGAACAAGAUCAGCUCCUCAGUGAGGGAUCGACUGUCUGAGCAGGCUGCAGAAAGGGCUGCAGAGAGUGCCGGGCAGCUGAGUGAGGCCCUGCUGGAGGAUCUGUUGGAGGAUGCUGCACGGGCAGCGUGGGCGGCUGAGGCGGAUAGACAGUUAGAGGGCAUGGCUGAGCGUAGGCUGCAGGCCCCCACCCUGGAGAGUAUGCUGCUUCGUAUGGAGGAGAUACAGAGAGAUCAAGAUGAAGUGAGGAGACGGUUUGCUUCCGUCACUUAUUCAGACCCUCUUCACUGGGACCGACCAGGACCAGCAGGACCCCAAUGCCAUGCUCCGGGCUCAAGGCCAGCCUCUCCUCAGCCAAUUAGGCUCUCAAGGUCGGUGCCGAGGCAGAGCUGUGCAGCUGAUAUUGUCUUAGAGAAACCUGUGGAGACUGGACACAGCAUCCUCUCUGAGAGCAGCCUGACAGAGGAGGUACCCCGAGAUGAGCAGCAUCCCGGACCCAGCGGCGUGUUCCCGGGCCCAGUGGAGCGAGGUGGGGGGACUGUUAUCACUGUGCCAGGCAGCAUGCUGAGAAACAUCCGGCGGUACCGGGAAGACUACGAAGCCUACCUGCACGUUGUGGCUCACGAGGCUGUCGGCAGCUUCAACCCCUGGGCCGUCGCCAGCAGCUUGGCGGACGAGUUGCUGUUGGAGGCUGUCGCUGACGUGGCUGCAGAGUUUCAGGACGUCGUGGAGGAGUACGCCGAGGCCGUCUUCACCUCAGAGUUUCUCCAGCCUGUCCAGUCGCCUCCUGCUUCGGCUGUGGUCAGCCAGUAGGAUUUUACAGCAUCAUGGAUGUAGCAGUGUCUUUCAAAUGACUAGAAUAUAUAUUUAUUGUAUUAGAAAAUCAGCUUUUUUGGCAGAUUUAAACAUCUCUGGGAUUUUUGAACUACAUUAUUUACCAUUUUUCCUGUAUUUCUAUACUUUGUUAAUAUACACAGAUCUGUACAUUGAGAGCUACUUUGACAUGACAAUGUGAGACUUGAGACUAUUUAAUCGUGAUUGUAGAUAUUUUGUUAAAUGCAACUGCAGCAGAUGAUGAGAUUGUUGAAUUGCACAAGGAGCAUUAGUCACAUUACUCUUUACGGUUCAUCUGUAGCUGUGAUUGAAUUCCGCUGGGAAAGUUAGUUUAGUUUAGAUAAGCUUGGAGAGACCAUUACAACAUUACAGAGGAUUAUAAGAUUAUCGCCCUCCCCUCGCACUUGGUUUAAAUCUCCCUGAGGAUUACACUUUCUAUUUUCACGUUGGAAUAUGGAAAUAAAUUAAUUGCAUACGGUCUCUCACCAAAAUGAUGGAGGAAGCCAAGGGCGUGUGUUUUAUCUAUUGUAACACGAGUUCAUCUUUAGCUUUGAUGUUUAAAGGCAGGAGAGGACUUCAGAGAGCUGCUUGAGGACUCCUCUCACUGGUCGAUGUUUCAUCCCAGUAUCGUGACCACUGUGAGCAGAUGAAGCAUAAAGAGUAAUGAAAUCUUCUUUUAAGAGUUUGGUAUUGGUUUAGGACAACCUUAAAAUGAUCCUUUUUUUUUAGUGCUUUUGCAAAUUUGUCCAAACAAAAUGUACAUGCUAGUUUAUAUACUGUUGCCCCAGUCUAACUGAGUCCUGCAUAAUAAUGGUGUUGAAGUGUCAACGGCGAAUGCAAAAUAAACGGGAUGGCUUUGGCACACCAA
Acanthopagrus latus (yellowfin seabream) is the source of this 3982-nucleotide messenger RNA. RefSeq names its product KIAA0753 ortholog. The coding region runs from base 343 to 3093 and encodes 916 amino acids. Gene Ontology annotation, cellular component: centriolar satellite. Gene Ontology annotation, biological process: protein localization to centrosome; centriole replication. The transcript has 18 exons. NCBI's taxonomy places the organism in Eukaryota, Metazoa, Chordata, Actinopteri, Spariformes, Sparidae. The record is from RefSeq and is a predicted model, not a curated record.